UCUCACAUUCCUUUGAGCGUCAUGGCGUGACGCAAUGUAUGAUAAGUUGCGUCACAGUCACAUGACUUCAGUAAAUGUAGGAACCGCAAAAAUCUUGCUUGAAAAUGUUUCAAACCCUGAUACAGUGAAGAGAAACGUUAUCAAAGUCUCGACAUAUAGCAAGAAGAGGACGCAUGUAAGCUCUUGGGAAAGCUCCAGAAAAGAAGGUGGAUGUGUAGUCCCAAAACCGCGGUGACUCACCUUUUAAACAUAGGUAGCAAUGAAGAGGAAGAAACAUCCCCAAAAAGUGUGUAUUAAAACAUGAAAGAGUAAACUUUUCGCUGGAACAUUGGUUAGUGCUCCCUUUAAAGUUCUAGAAGUUUUUUUCUUUUUUUGGUAUCAGUCUAGAGACACUGCAUCUUCACUGACGAUAAGAAGUGGCGUAUAUUAUAAAUGAAAUCUCCGUGCAAGUUGUGUGUUGUACGUGGUAGAACAAGGACAAGACGCGCAUUCUGCACCAUAGCCUGUGCAUUGUGUAUUGUGGUCUUCGUAUUCUGCGUACGACCUUUGCGAAAUAUACUGACCACUCGGUGGCCGCGCACCUGGCGACAGAUGUCAACCUUUCAGGUGAUCAAAAUGCACAUCAUACAGCGAACUUGGCCGGUGACAUCUAUCAUUCCUGUCCACUGCCCACCGCCAAAUUCUUUACACCGACAGGCAGACGACAGGUCAUACGAAAUCCUCGACCCGUAUGUGCUGAAAGGUCGAGCUCAAGACGAAGCAUUGUUCACGCAUGCGCACCAGUGGGUGAACGCCAACCCCGAGCGCAAGGCUCGCUACUUCCGCUUUCUCCCCCUGAUGACCGUCUUCGACAAGGCGCGGCUGCUGUGCACGUGGCGCGUGUUUGACAACGCUGUCCGAGCUGCCAACCUGUCUUACUUUCUGGUGGAGGGCAGCCUGCUGGGAGCCUAUCGUCAUCGUGGCAUGAUUCCCUGGGAUGACGACAUCGACGUUGCCAUGGACGUUCAGGAGCUGGACAAGAUCCGCCAAGUGUUGGCCUGCAUCCCUGGCUACUCCCUCCGCUUUCAGGACAACAUGCACUGGAAAUUCUUCUCUAGCAACACCUCCAGCAUUCCCAGCUUCUGUCCUGAAAACUUCACCGUUCCAACCACCAGCGACUGUAAUCACAACGGUUGUGACACGAGAAUCGUCUACACUAACUACAGCAGCAACACUAUCCGUUACCCUUUCAUCGACAUCUUUUUGUACACCAGUGACAGCUCAUACACCUGGUCUCUAUGCGACUACGCGAUGAGCACCCAAGCUGUGUCCAAUGGCAUUCUCUUUCCCUUGACGACGACGGCCUUCGAUGGCUUCACUGCCCCCGUGCCCAGGCGGACGAAGGAGUUUCUUGCUCUAGUGUAUGAUCUUGAUAUUUGUUUGUCUCCUUUCCACGACCACCGGAUAGGUCGUGGCAGGACAGUUAGUGAGAUCUCGCGAGUGGAAUGUCGAGAGUUGAAAGACAUGUAUCCUAUGUACAAUGUAGUGUGAUUGAGUGAGCUUGCUUGUGAGAAAUUCUACAGAUUGACUGUUUAGUCCUGGCUUAGUAGUUGUGGUGAUUAGGACUUCGUGUGAUCUAUGUUAUAACUUAUAUGGACGUCAUCUACGACAUUCUUUUCCUAUAUGUUUACUCUCUAUUAAGAUCCCUUUGACUCUCGGCAGACCACACCAUUUUUGUCUCCAUCAUGUCUUUUCGUUGGGCUUAAGUCACUUGGUGGCGCCUAUCUGCUCUCCACGCCCCAACACAUCCAGUUACCGUCCACGUGUCCGCCUUGGAUGCAGACAGGUAGACAGAGGUCCCAGGCUAGUAUUCCCGACGUAGUCAUUUUUGCGCAGAGAGCCAUUGCCAUGGACGGUGAGCAAAGUCUUUCACCCAGAUGCCAUUUUACCAUUUUGCUUUUCUGUCGUGGUUUGCUGCAUUAACCAUCGUCUUUUCUAUGAUUGCCCGCAAGACAGCAGGACCAGUGCGCCAGGCUGCGAACACGUGACGCUACCUGUAGAGCGGAUCCGUCCUCCGGAGAAGACUGAGGGUCCAGUUGGUAGUCAUGGUCGUUAAUUUACCGUAGUAAGCUUACGCCCAGAGGUCAUGUAAAGCAUCCCGUUUUUCUAUUGGGGCUUUGUCCCUUAGUCUGAGCCUUCUGGCAGUAUCCACAAGGCUUGUAAGUCUUUAAGUGGCAGUGGAGAUCUAAUACUGCUGAUUGCAAUAAGUAAAUGAUGUGUACGACGACAUCAAUGCCAAGGAACUACUUCCUGAUGAGCUCAGUUUUGGUUUUAAUAAUAGGUUUAACUGUGGGUAUGAUUGUGGGACGCUAAAGUAUCAAAACAUAAAAGAAGCAGUAAAAACGUAUCAAGAAAAAAAAUAAUUUUUGGCUUUAUUAAGAGGAUGAACGACAGAUAUUGCCAUCAGGGUACGUGUUCAUUGUUUGUCGGUACUACGUGGUUAGCUACAAGUUUUGUU
Molecule: messenger RNA, 2497 nt
Organism: Pomacea canaliculata
Lineage: Eukaryota; Metazoa; Mollusca; Gastropoda; Architaenioglossa; Ampullariidae
Exons: 2
Coding region: 433-1530 (365 amino acids)
Source: RefSeq, a predicted model, not a curated record